AUGAGACUCACAAGCGCUGCCAUGAUCGAACAAGACCACCACCAUGGACUACGAUUGCGAGAGAAGGAAACGAAUGGCAUAUGUGCUGGAGUCCGCACAGCUCGUGAAGACGGACCGUCCAAGUAUCCAAUUUUUGGGUUGCACUGCAUACAAUGCGAUAAGAAUGCUGCGUGGUACUCACAAGAGGAACAUGAACGUCUCGUCGAGCAGUGCCAGCACGGCUUGGUGCCGUCGACUCCGUGCGGGAAUCACUCACACACUCACUGCAUUGUCAGUUGGUAUCGAAGCGGAGGCAGUGAUGAAAAAGUUGUGAUUGAACGGAAGUGUGGUGGAGUGGAGGACGUGACUGGAUGCACUUUGUAUAAUUCAAAAAUCUGUCAAAGGAUUCGAUUUCUUAAGAAUCGUGAGACCAAAAGCACUGAGGUCUUGGUUUGUCUUGGAGUUCAGGUACCCACUAUUGGAAAACCCACUCAUCAGUGUGUUGCUCCUUGCUCAACCGUGCGAAAACCAAAAUGA
Messenger RNA from Angiostrongylus costaricensis, 516 nucleotides. NCBI's taxonomy places the organism in Eukaryota, Metazoa, Nematoda, Chromadorea, Rhabditida, Metastrongylidae. The record is from the annotation of a GenBank genome assembly.